This is a messenger RNA of Closterium sp. Yama58-4, 2247 nucleotides long. NCBI's taxonomy places the organism in Eukaryota, Viridiplantae, Streptophyta, Zygnematophyceae, Desmidiales, Closteriaceae. The record is from the annotation of a GenBank genome assembly.
AUGGAGGUGGCUCAUACCUCCAUGAUCCAUGCGGUUGCUCCCCAUUUUCUGAAGUCGUUUGCGGUCCGGUACGCUGCGCAUCAGCUCAACCUCUGGCCCCGUGUCUCCUUACCGGAGACCUCGCCUACACUGCGUUGGACGGGGGAGGUUGGCGAUGCGUCGGUGUUCCGGGUCUGGGGCUCUCGUGCCUUUGUCCGUGAUACCACCGCGGACAAGCUCUCCUCUCGCGCCAUUCCCUACGGUCCUGCUCCUUCAGGUGUGUCUCAGGUAGACCCACUUCCCUUGGCUGAGCCUGUCGAGGUCACUGGUGACUCUGGUGCUGCUGGGGGUGGUGCUGCUAGGGGUGCUGAGCCUGGGGGUGUUGAGCCUGGCCGUGUGGAGCCUGGGGGUGCUGAGCCUGGGGGUGCGGAGCCUGGGGGUGCUGAGCCUGAGCGUGUGGAGCCUGGGGGUGCUGAGCCUGCGCGUGUGGAGCCUCGGGGUGCUGAGUCUGGGGGUGCUGAGCCUAGGGGUGCGGAGGUUGAGGGUGCUGAGCCUGGGGGUGUGGAGCCUAGGGGUGCUGCGUCUGCUCGAGGUUCUCCGGGUGCCUCGCCGCAGCGGUCUAGCCGGCGGGAGCCUCUCGCAUCACCGCAAUUGCGCGAGUGGUUUGCUCGGCGCGCCCGCCUUCGGAGUCGAGCUGCUGGAGCUGGAGACACUGCCGCUGGAGGCGCUGGAGCUGGAGGUCCUGGAGCUGCUGGUACUAGAGUUUCUGAGACACUGGAGCUGGAGGUACUGGAGGUACUGGUCCUGGUGGUACUGAUGCUGGAGGUUCCACGGGUGCCUCGCCGCACCGGUCUGGCCGGCGCGGGCCUCUCUCACCACCGCAGCCGCUCGAGUGGUUUGCUCGGCGCACCCGCCUUCGGAGUAGCGUUGCUGGGGCUGGAGGCGCUGGGGCUGGAGACGCUGGGGCUGGAGCCGCUGGGGCUGGAGGCACUGCCGCUGGAGACGCUGGAGCUGGAUGCGCUGGAGCUAGAGGCGCUGCCGCUGGAGGUACUGCCGCUGGAGACGCUAGAGCUGGAGGUGAUGGACUUGGAGGUGCUGGCGCUGGGGGUGCUGGUGCAACUCGAGCUGGGGGUGCUGGUGCUGCUGGAGCUGGAGGUACUGGAGGCGCUUGAGGUGCUGGUGAUGCUGGUACUAGAGGUGCUAGCGUUGGGGGUACUAGUGCUGCUGGAGCUGGAGGUACUGGAGGCGCUCGAGGUGCUGGUGUUUCUGAUACUAGAGCGUGUCCACUUGCCGUCUCCCCCGGUGUCCUCACUUCCUGAGGUUCCGGACCCUGAGUCUGAAUUGGUUCGUGCUGCUCACCCUACAGUCACGCAUCUCUUGGCCACUGUUGUCACUGACCCUUCUUUUGAGUCCACUGCUGCGUCUGCCUUAGUUGCUGAGCUUGUUGACUUUGCUGCUGCGUGUCAUCUAGACUACGCCGCUAGUCUUGUUGCUGAGUCUGAGUCUGUCUGUCCUCCAUCCGUCGGGGGUGAGUUUGCUCUUGGCACGGACGUCCUUGAGGACAGGCAGGAGGACUUUGAGUGUCUUGCAGCUGCUGUACCUCAUCUCGUGGCCUGGCUGCUUGCACCUGAGGGAGACCCGGAUGCACUGGACAUCCCGACCCCGCGCUCUUACGCAGAGGCGAUUAUGGGUCCCUUCUCCUCUCAGUGGCAGACAGCCAUGGACGCAGAGAUGGCAUCCUGGAAGUCCACACGCACUUACAUUGACGCAGUUCCCCCUCCUUGGGCCAACAUAGUCGACGGCAUGUGGAUUUUCAGGACCUUCUCCCCUACCCCGAAGAUGACCACUCUUUGGGUGUUGCUGCACAUUGCCGCUCAGCGUGACUACGAGCUUCACUCUCUUGACUUCAGCACAGCUUUCUUACAAGGCAGCCUGCACAAGGAGAUCUGCUGCGUCGUCCUCGUGGCUUCACUAGUGAAGACGACACUUGCAGCUCUUGGGUUUGCUCCUUCCACUGCUGACCCGUCGCUGUUUUUGCGCACCGACACUUCGUUGCCGCCGUUCUACAUCCUCUUGUACGUCGACGACUUGGUCUUUGCCACUGGUGACACUGAGGGACUCGCCCUUGUGAAGUCGGAGCUGCAGAAGAGACACACCUGCACUGACCUGGGUGAGCUGCGCAGUUACCUUGGCUUGCAGAUCACCCGGGACAGAGCACGGCGCACCAUCACCCUGACUCAGUCACACAUGGUGCAGCAGGUCCUUUAG